AUGGCUCUCUUCUCGCCACGAAAGGAGUACGGCCACGUCGGUCUUCUUCUCGAGCCCAGCAAGACUACCAAUGAGAGCGGUGCUGUCUCGCCUCUCAUGUACUUCAAGGGUCUUCGUGAGAUAUCAUACGGCUUGACUUUGAUGGCGUUGCAGUGGCAGGGCAACGAGAGUGCCGUGACGACCUUUUCGGCGAUUUUGUCUCUUGUGAGGAUUGGUGAUGGGCUGGUUGUUUGGAUGCAUGGUGGUGAUGAGCUUAGGUAUAAAGCUGUGGGCCAUUGGAUUACUGGGCUUGGGUUUGUCGGGUGGGUGAUUUGGAGAUGGAGUUACUAG
Fusarium sp. VM40 is the source of this 330-nucleotide messenger RNA. NCBI's taxonomy places the organism in Eukaryota, Fungi, Ascomycota, Sordariomycetes, Hypocreales, Nectriaceae. The record is from the annotation of a GenBank genome assembly.